AUGGAGGAUGAUUCCAUUGACAUUCUUAUUGAUCGGGUGUUCCCAAAUCUUGUUGCUAAUUGCACUUCUGCCACUUAUAUGCACGAGUGUGCAAUACUAUCCACCAGGAAUGAACAUGCUGAUGCAGCGAAUGCACUUAUGAUUGAUAGAUUUCCAGGGAAGCAAAAGGUUUUCUAUAGUUUUGACUCUGUUGAUGAUGACUUGUGUAACAAUUAUCCUCUUGAUUUUCUCAACUCGAUUACCCCUAAUGGGUUGCCCCCUCAUGAGUUGAAGGUUAAGAGGAAUUGUCAUGUUAUAUUGCUUCGUAAUCUCGAUCCUCAUAAUGGCCUCUGCAAUGGAACUUGGCUGGUGGUACAGGGAUUUCAGAAUAAUUCAAUUGAUGCUGAGAUUGUUAAUGGGCAGCAUGCAGGAAAGAGGGUGUUCAUACCGAGGAUACCAAUGUCUCCUUCAGAAGACCUCACUCUUCCGUUCAAGUUUAAGAGGAAGCAAUUCCCCAUCCGGUUGAGUUUUGCGAUGACAAUUAACAAGGCGCAGGGUCAGACCAUACCUAAUGUAGGUAUCUACCUCCCCGAGCCUGUCAAGAGGUGUAUCUCGUGA
Panicum virgatum (switchgrass) is the source of this 597-nucleotide messenger RNA. Its product is annotated as ATP-dependent DNA helicase PIF1-like. Bases 1 to 597 code for a protein of 198 amino acids. Lineage: Eukaryota; Viridiplantae; Streptophyta; Magnoliopsida; Poales; Poaceae. The record is from RefSeq and is a predicted model, not a curated record. The transcript has a single exon.